Messenger RNA from Osmia bicornis bicornis, 2432 nucleotides. It is a transcript of the gene GlnRS, whose product is annotated as probable glutamine--tRNA ligase. Gene Ontology annotation, molecular function: ATP binding; glutamine-tRNA ligase activity. The coding region runs from base 1 to 2331 and encodes 776 amino acids. Gene Ontology annotation, biological process: translation; glutaminyl-tRNA aminoacylation. Gene Ontology annotation, cellular component: cytoplasm; aminoacyl-tRNA synthetase multienzyme complex; cytosol. NCBI's taxonomy places the organism in Eukaryota, Metazoa, Arthropoda, Insecta, Hymenoptera, Megachilidae. The record is from RefSeq and is a predicted model, not a curated record. The transcript is spliced from 10 exons.
AUGACACCAGAAGAUGAUGUAAAAUUAUUUCAGUCUAUUGGUCUGAGUGAACAAAAGGCCAAAGAAACUAUAAAAAAUAAACAAGUUUCCAAUAAUUUAAAACUUGCUCUAACAGAGGCCAAUAAGCAUGGAAUUAUUUCACCUGAAGCUGGUAUUUUGUUGUACCAUCUUGCUUCAAAAAUAAAGAAUCAAAUUUCAGAUAAAUUGCCAUUUCUUACUAAAUAUAUAGUUGAAAAGAAAUUAGACACAACUCAACGAGUAGAUGCUGCACUGAAUUAUUUACUCAGUCAUAUAAAAAAGGACAUUGAUAUUCCUAAUUUUGAAAAAGAAUGUGGUGUAGGUGUUGUUGUAUCUCCAGAAGAAAUUGAAUGCAAAGUGGAGAAAGUUAUAAAUGCACAUAAAACAGAAAUAUUAGAAAAAAGAUAUCACUUUAAUGUUGGUCCAUUAAUGCAACAAGUACGUAACACUUUAAAAUGGGCAGAUGGAAAAGCAAUAAAAAAUGAAUUUGAUGUUCAGUUGCUUGAUUUAUUAGGUCCAAAAUGUGAUUCUGAUCUUGCUCCACUUCCUAAAGCAACAAAACAACCAAAAGCAAAAAAAGCAGAGAAAGAGAUAGUGGAAAAGAAAAAUACAGCAACAAAUGAGAAAAUAGUAGGUGCUCAAACAAUAAGUGAAUUAAUGAAAACCAAAGUUCAUUUCCAUAAACCAGGAGAAAAUUAUAAAACUGAAGGAUACAUUGUAACACCAAACACACAUAAACUACUUCAAGAACAUUUAAAAAUAACUGGUGGUAAAGUGAUCACUAGGUUUCCACCAGAACCUAAUGGCAUUUUACAUAUUGGUCAUGCAAAAGCAAUCAGUAUCAAUUUUGGAUAUGCUGCAGCUCAUGAUGGCAUGUGUUAUUUACGCUAUGAUGAUACAAAUCCUGCAAAAGAAGAAGAGAAGUUUUUCAUUGGGAUCCAUAAAAUGGUGGAAUGGCUCGGUUAUAAACCUGCUAAAAUUACUCAUUCUUCUGAUUACUUUCAACAGCUAUAUGAAUGGGCUGUACAGCUUAUAAAGAAAGGGUUAGCGUAUGUUUGUCAUCAAUCUAGCGAGGAAAUAAAAGGUUUUAAUCCACCUCCGAGUCCUUGGCGUGACAGGCCUAUCUCAGAAAAUUUACAAUUAUUUAAUGAUAUGAAGGAUGGAUUGCUCGAAGAAGGUGAAGCUACAUUACGUAUGAAAGUGACAUUAGAAGAGGGGAAACAAGAUCCUGUUGCAUAUAGAAUAAAAUAUUCUCCUCAUCAAAGAACAGGAGAUCAGUGGUGUAUUUACCCAACUUAUGAUUUUACUCAUUGUUUAUGUGACAGUAUAGAAAACAUAACUCAUUCUCUUUGCACAAAAGAAUUUCAAUCACGAAGAUCAUCGUAUUAUUGGCUUUGUAAUGCUUUAGAUAUUUAUUGUCCUGUACAAUGGGAAUAUGGUAGAUUAAAUGUAAGUUAUGCAGUUGUUUCUAAGAGAAAAAUCAAUAAGUUGAUUGAAGAGGGUAUUUUAUCUGAUUGGGAUGAUCCUAGAUUAUUUACACUAACAGCUCUGCGUAGACGAGGUUUUCCACCUGAAGCGAUAAAUAAUUUCUGUGCACAAAUGGGUGUAACUGGUGCUCAAGCAGUUGUUGAUCCAGCUGUUUUAGAAGCAUGCGUUAGAGAUGUUUUAAACCUCACUGCGAGUCGACAUAUGGUCGUUUUAGAUCCGAUAAAAAUAACCAUCAGUAAUUUUCCUCAUGAAAAUCCCAUAAAAUUAAGUAUUUCUGAUUUUCCCAAUGAACCAGAAAGAGGACAACAUGAAAUUACUUUUGAUAAAAUUGUGUAUAUCGAGAGUUCUGAUUUUAAAGAGAAAGCAGAAAAAGAUUUUAGGCGUUUAACGCCAAAUCAAUCUGUUGGUUUAAAAUAUAUAGGAGUGGUAUUAAGAAUGAAAGAAAUAGUGAGAGAUGGUGAUGGUAACAUUGUAAAUUUGAUUGUUGAACAAGAACCUAUCUCUGAAGCUAAUAAACCUAAAGCUUUUAUACAUUGGGUGUCCAAUCCUGUACCAGCAUCCAUUAGAUUAUAUGACCGGCUAUUUAAGCAUAAGAAUCCUGAAGAUCCACAUGAAGUUCCGAAUGGUUUCUUAAGCGAUAUUAAUCCAGCUAGUAAAAAAGAAGUUGUUGGAUAUAUUGAUACAAGCUUAACAAAUUUAGCAAAGCCAUUUAAUAAAUUUCAAUUUGAACGUGUUGGCUUUUUCUCUGUAGAUCCUGAUACAGUGCCAGGAAAGCUUGUUUUUAAUCGGACAGUAACAUUGAAAGAGGAUUCAGGGAAGGUGUAAAUAAAAUGUGACUGUAAUGUAUGAACAAUUUAAGUUCUACAAUGUUUUACAUAUUUUGUAAUAUUUUAAAUAUUAUUUAUAAAUAGCAAUUAUAUAUAAAU